AAAUUAGCCGACACUUUGUGGGCUCUCCGGCAUGUGCCUGUUUGCUUGGUGCCGCUCUCCUGAUAAAUCACAACAAAGCUUUCGGAGGAAGAGGAAGGAUGGACGGCACUGCUGCCCCUGUCACUAAAUCUGCAGCUGCUAAGCUGGUCAAGAGAAAUUUCCUUGAGGCCCUAAAGACAAAUGACUUUGGAAAAUUGAAGACCAUUUUAAUCCAAAGGCAAAUAGAUGUGGACACAGUUUUUGAAGUUGAAGAUGAGAAUAUGGUUUUGGCAUCUUAUAAACAAGGUUAUUGGUUGCCUAGCUAUAAACUAAAGUCCUCUUGGGCAACAGGCCUGCAUCUCUCUGUCUUAUUUGGUCAUGUGGAAUGUCUGCUGGUGCUCCUGGACCACAAUGCUACAAUCAACUGUAGACCCAAUGGGAAAACUCCUCUCCAUGUGGCCUGCGAAAUGGCCAACUUGGAUUGCGUUAAGAUCCUUUGUGACCAUGGAGCAAAGCUCAAUUGCUAUUCUUUAAGUGGACACACAGCUUUACACUUUUGUACAACUCCAAGUUCCAUUCUCUGUGCCAAGCAAUUGGUUUGGAGAGGGGCGAACGUGAACAUGAAGACCAAUAACCAGGAUGAGGAGACACCCUUGCACACAGCUGCGCACUUCGGCCUCUCGGAGCUGGUGGCCUUCUAUGUGGAACACGGGGCUGUCGUGGACAGUGUGAACGCCCACAUGGAGACCCCCCUGGCUAUCGCAACCUAUUGGGCCCUCCGCUUUAAAGAGCAGGAGUACAGCAGGGAGCACCACCUCAUCUGCCGCAUGCUGCUCGACUACCACGCCGAGGUCAACGCCAGGGACGAUGACUUCAAAUCUCCGCUCCACAAGGCAGCCUGGAAUUGUGACCACGUGCUCAUGCACAUGAUGCUGGAGGCUGGUGCCGAAGCCAAUCUCAUGGAUAUCAACGGCUGUGCUGCCAUCCAGUACGUGCUGAAGGUCACCUCCGUGCGCCCUGCCGCGCAGCCUGAGAUCUGCUACCAGCUGCUGCUGAAUCACGGGGCUGCUCGAAUAUACCCUCCACAGUUCCAUAAGGUGAUACAGGCUUGCCAUUCCUGUCCCAAAGCAAUUGAAGUUGUAGUCAAUGCCUACGAACACAUCAGGUGGAACGUAAAGUGGAAACGGGCUAUCCCUGACGAUGACUUGGAGAGAUACUGGGACUUCUAUCACUCUCUCUUCGCCGUGUGCAGUAACUCCCCAAGGACUCUCCUGCACUUGUCGAGAUGCGCCAUUCGAAGAGCGUUACACAGCAGAUGUCACCGAGUAAUCCCUUUGCUCUCCCUCCCAUUGUCAUUGAAAAAGUACUUGCUUUUAGAGCCAGAGGGAAUCAUUUAUUAGGUCUUAUGAGACAGAGGUUCCCAUUCUCAGACAUUUAAGUGGCCUCACCAGGUAGAUACCGUUUACAUAAACAAAAGGAUACUUGGGUUGAUUGUAACACUUCAGGGAGUUCAAAACACUUUACAAACACUCUGUCAUUAAUUGUAGGGUUUUGUGAUGAGGGGAAAUAAACAAGCAGUAAAGUUGGGGCAUUCUCAAAGACGAGCAUGUAUCCAGAAGGUACAGACAUAACAAUAAUAAGUAGCAUGGAUAGGUGAUCUGUUACUAGGUGCCUGAUAUAUUUUUGUAAAAAUUGUCCUAUGUUAUCUCAUUUGAAAUGGGACCCAGAGUUCCUUACAACCCACCUCCCUCAUCAUUGAUAAGUUUACAUUACCAUUCAGUUGGCAAAUUAGUAGGCUUUGUGAUCGGCCUUUUAAUCUUAGUGCCUUCCCUCCAUUCCCACUUAGCAAAAACUACUGCUGCUCACUUUGCAAAUUCCUGUCCCCACAACAAGCUCCUCAAUUUAUUCUUAGUGAAGAAAGCAAGUGAGCAUAGUCAAACAAGGAGAUCGUUGAGUCAACUUAGAAAUGAAAAACAAAGUCCAGUCCACUUGAUAGUCAGAAAUGGACAUUUCAACACACUGUCAUUGAGCCAGAGACUGGAGAUGCAAAGGUGAGCCCGAAGCAAGGACUCCUGCCCUCCAGGAUCUUACCAUUUAGCAGAGGAUCCGACAUACAAGCAGGGAACUGCCGCAUCAAAUGUCAGGGGCGAGAGUACAGGUGCUGACUCAUUCAUAGUGCUUGCCUUUCAAAGUCAUGCUUCUGACAUGAAGGGUGGUUUUCUUUUAAGCAUGAAGACAAAGAGUGAAGGGAUGGUGUGAAGUAAGGGGGUCUCCUGCAGCUGUGAGUGGAAAUGUAGACACUUGAAGUUUCUCCGGCCAUCUAGAUGUUGUUUUAUUUUAGUAUGUUUUCCUGUUUAGUGUGAAGGGAAAGGCUUAUGUUGAUUACAUUGGUCUUUUUAUAUAACAGACUGACAUUUCAGAGCAUUUUAGCUGGAAGGUAAGGAGCACUUUGCUAGCAAUGGCUCGUUACAGAAAGCAAAUUAAGAAGACCUUUCGGAAAAUGGUAAGAGUUUGAAAAAAUUGGGAAGAUAAGUGUGUUAGGCAGGCUUGUUAGCCGUUUGCAGAAAGAAAAGUACAGAUGACGAAUGUCUGGACCCCGUGGUUUAUGAGGCCAACUUGCUUCCCUUUUUUGCUCUUGCUGAUCACUUAGUAUUGCUUUUUAAAUGUCAGAGAAGAUGUAAUUCAGCACAAACAAAUCAAUUUGCCAGUUGUGGGCAGGUUUCUUCUAUUUGUGUGGUCCUCCAUCUUAUUUAACUUUAGAUGCUUGAGUUUUGAGUAGAGGUAAUGUUAAAUACUCAGCUUAGAAUGUGCUUCUAAACUGGGAUUCUCCUAUUCCAGGUGCCAUGUAGGAAAAAUCAUAGGUGGAUACAAUAACCUUGUCAAAAUAUCAGUUUUAUUCAAAUAUUUGGGGAGAAAUAUCUUGUACUAAAACAAGACCUAUAUUAUGGAAUAGAAUGCUGAAUUUGUAUGAACUGUUUAUAUAAAACACAAUCAUUCAAAAAACAGUUUGCUUGCAUCAAGUUGUUAGAACACAUCGUAGAAUGCUGAGCAGAGGUUCAUGCUGCCCUCCACCUUCAGGAAUAUUCUGGUGGACAAAUUUGUGAUGCACUGACUUAGGCAAUAAAACAGAUGCUGCGGACAAAGACAAAGUUCCUUCCAUGGGAAAUAAUGUUUCUCAGUCUGCUUGCUUGUGCUUAAACCUUUUGUGUUAACGUAGGAUAUAAUACAUGACUACUUGUUUCAAAUCGUUUAUUCAUGGAUUUAAAGUUAUCUUUCCUCAUCUUUGGACUUUUAUUUACAGGACUUAAAUAAAGCUCUUCUGUUUCUUUUCAUCUUUGUGAGUCAUU
This is a messenger RNA of Pteronotus mesoamericanus, 3326 nucleotides long. It is a transcript of the gene ASB4, whose product is annotated as ankyrin repeat and SOCS box containing 4. Gene Ontology annotation, biological process: intracellular signal transduction. The coding region runs from base 99 to 1379 and encodes 426 amino acids. The transcript has 5 exons. Lineage: Eukaryota; Metazoa; Chordata; Mammalia; Chiroptera; Mormoopidae. Gene Ontology annotation, molecular function: protein binding. The record is from RefSeq and is a predicted model, not a curated record. Gene Ontology annotation, cellular component: cytoplasm; nucleus.